Necator americanus (New World hookworm) is the source of this 360-nucleotide messenger RNA. RefSeq lists its product as uncharacterized. Lineage: Eukaryota; Metazoa; Nematoda; Chromadorea; Rhabditida; Ancylostomatidae. The transcript is spliced from 3 exons. The coding region runs from base 1 to 360 and encodes 119 amino acids. The record is from RefSeq and is a predicted model, not a curated record.
AUGUUGAUACGAUGCAUUGUGGCAGCUCUUCUUGUGAGAUUCACGACAUCGAAUUGUGAAAGUGACGUACUUUCCGAUUGCACACGGUGUUGUUCCGUGCUGUUCUCCACUUCCGACUGCAAUCUGAAGCAAGCACUUCGAUUGAAAAUUGAUGGCAACGGCGUGCUCGGUGCUAUAUGGGACAAUGCGCCCGUGGUUGCCGUGGUUAGGGCGGGCUGUUUGCUCGAAUUGUGGGACUUCAAUAAUCAAACAGGAAGUCAUCGUGCAUUUGGCUUGGAUGGAUACGAAGUGUACCACUUCGACAGAUACGGCUACGAAGGGAUAGCAUCAAGUGCAAGAUGUACAUGUAUAGCUCCAUAA